AUGCGCUGGGGGGGGGGAGGGAGGGGGGGCUGGAGCGUUGGAGGGAAGGGGGGAGGCGGGAGGGGGGCGAGGCGGGGGCGCAGGGGGGCAGUGCGAGCUGGAAGGGGAGUGGGGGGCAGGCGCGGUGGGGGGGGAGAGGGGGCGGGAGGGGGCGGUGGGGUGGGGGGUGGUGGCGUGCGGGGGCCAGGCGGGGGGGUAGGUUGGUAUUGGGGGCGCGGGGGUAGGUGGGUGGAGGGUGAGGUAGAGGGCGGGGUUGGGGGAGGGAGGCGAGGGGUGGCGGGGUGGGUGGCGAGGCGUGGGGAGGUGGGGCGGGGCGCGUGGCGCGGCGGGGGGGUGGGGGGGGGGUGGGGGGGGGGGUUGGUGAGGGAGGGUGGGUGGGGCGGGGGGUGGGUGGGGGUUGUUGGAGUGGGUCGUCGGUGGGCCGGGUGGUGGAGUGAGGGGGGGGGCAGGUGGAGGGGUUACGGGGUGGUGUGGGUGGUUGGCGGGCGGGGCUUUGUGGUUUGGUGUGAAAUAUACAAAAACAUCCUAACACCACCGGGGGGGGGGGGGCGGUGGCGAGGGGGUCUCGGAGGGGGGGGGGGGGGUCGGGGGGGGGGGGGGGGGGUGGGAGGGGCCGGCUCGUGGGGGGGAGGAGGGAGGUGUGGAGGGGGGGUGGGGGGUGGGGAGGGGCUGGGGGGGGGGGGGGGAGGGGUGGGGCGAGGGGGCGGCGGGGGCGGGAGCGCAGGUGGGGGAGCGAGGGGUGGGGGCGCCGGGUGGGCGGGAGGAGGGGGGGCGGGAGGAGCGGGGGGGGGGGGGAUGGGAGGGGAGGUGGGGGGGCGAAGAGGGGGAGGGUGUGGUGAGGGGGGGGGGGGCGUGGAGGUUGGGGAGGGGGUGUGGGGGGACGGUGGCAGGGGGCAGCGGGGGGGAGGGGGGGGGGGGUGGCGGGGGGGGGGAGUGGGGGGGGGGGCGAGGGGGGAGAGUGAGGGAGGAGGAGCAGUGCGGGGCUGGGUAGGGGGGGGGGGCGUGGGAAGAGUCCGGUGGGGGGGGCAUGGAGGGGGUGGCCUGGGGAGGAGGGGGUGGGCGGUGUGUGGAUGGCGGGGUGGGGAGGAAGGGGGUGGGGGGGGAGGGGGCGCGGGUUGGGGGGGGUUGGGGAUGAGGGGUACUGGACGGAGCGGGGUGGGGGGGCUGGGGAAGGUGGUGGGGGGGGUGGGGGUGGCGGGGGGGGUGGAGGCGGGUGGGAGUACGGGGGGGGGGGCGAGGGAGGGGGGGGGGGUGGGGGCGGGGGGUGGGGAGGGUUGGGGGGUGGCGGGCGAUGAACGGGGAGGUGAGGUGUUGGUGAGGUGGGGGAGGGGGGGGGUGGAGCGGGGGGGGUGGGGGCAAAGGGUGUGGGUGGGGCGGGCGGCUGCAAUGGGGGAUCGGGGGUGGGGAGGGGGGGAGGGCGGGGGGGGGGCUGGGAGCUGA
Messenger RNA from Knipowitschia caucasica, 1440 nucleotides. NCBI's taxonomy places the organism in Eukaryota, Metazoa, Chordata, Actinopteri, Gobiiformes, Gobiidae. The record is from the annotation of a GenBank genome assembly.